Messenger RNA from Schizophyllum commune H4-8, 2650 nucleotides. Its product is annotated as ATP-dependent DNA ligase. Gene Ontology annotation, molecular function: ATP binding; DNA binding; DNA ligase (ATP) activity. Gene Ontology annotation, biological process: DNA recombination; lagging strand elongation; mitochondrial DNA repair. The transcript is spliced from 9 exons. The record is from RefSeq and is a predicted model, not a curated record. Lineage: Eukaryota; Fungi; Basidiomycota; Agaricomycetes; Agaricales; Schizophyllaceae. Gene Ontology annotation, cellular component: DNA ligase III-XRCC1 complex. The coding region runs from base 90 to 2561 and encodes 823 amino acids.
AGGCGGUUCGCUCGAGCACCUGAACUUGGGGGAACCCCGAAUCGAUUUCAUCGGCCUGCCGCCGCCCAGGUGUCCUUGCGCCCACAGACAUGCCGGCCAAGCGCUCUCGCGAUGCCCCCGAGUCCCCAAACAAGCGGCAGAAGGGGAAACAGGCGCGCAUCGACACCUUCUUCUCCUCCCCCCGCACGCCCGCGCACGCCCCCUCGCCCCCGACGGCCACGCACGAGGUCAUAGAAAUCGACAGCUCCGAUGACGCGAAGGAACCCAAAGCAGGGCCUUCCAAGGCGCCUUCUCACGCUUCCCCGCCUACUCCUUUCGUUCGGACCUUCUCGCUCAAGAAUAACCACGCCCCGCCUUCAUAUCCAUCGCUGACUACGGAUUCGCUCUCCUUCGAUGUCGCCCAGGUAUCGGCGCAGUGGACCGCCGGCAGCCCCGUGCCCUAUUCCUUUCUCGCCCAUACGCUCAAAUCGGUCUCCGAGACCAAGUCCCGCAUUGCCAUCACAGAUGCACUCACCAAUUGUCUUCGCGUUGUCGUUCAGCACCACCCGGCCUCCCUUCUCCCGGCCGUCUAUCUUCUGUCGAAUACCGUUGCGCCAUCCUAUGAGUCGGUAGAGCUCGGGCUUGGAACCUCCAUCUCCAAAAGUAUUCAGCAGAUUUCCGGUCUCUCGUCAGCUGCUCUUCGAGAUUUGUACAAUCAGCUAGGCGACGUGGGCGACGUCGCCUUCGCGGCGAAGUCCAAAGUGCGGACACUCAUCCCACACCCACCGCUCCUUGUACCCGGAGUUUACAAGUCGUUAUUGUCUAUCGCCCACUGCAAAGGCCAGGGCGCCGUCAAGGAAAAACAGAAAAUCGUUGAAAAACUACUCAUCGCGUCCAAAGGCGAAGAGACUCGAUUUUUGGCCCGUACCCUGACUCAGAACCUGCGCGUCGGCGCAGUACGGACGACCCUUCUCAUCGCUCUGUCUCGCGCCUUCGUGCUAACUCCUCGGCCGGACGGGCGACCAUCGGGACUGCAUGCUUCAGAGAAAUUACUAGACUCUGUCCGCGCCUUGGGUUCACCACCCAAAAGCCCACAGAAGAAGAAGCGCGCUGACUCGGACGACGAUGCGCGCGAACGGAUGAAGGCCCUUUUCUCGCAAGCGGAGAGCCUAGUCAAACAAGUUUAUGUCCGCCAUCCCUGCUAUGAGGACAUCAUCGAAGCUUUGGUUACGGAAGGACUCGACGGGCUGGAUCAGCAUGUCUCCCUUGCUGUAGGUAUACCCCUCAUGCCGACUUUGGGGUCGCCGAUGAGGUCCCUUGACGAGGUCUAUGACAUCUUGCAAGACCACCCCUUUGCCGCGGAGCUCAAGUAUGAUGGUCAGCGCGCGCAGAUACACGGUCGAAGAGAUGAUGAGGGAAAUACUAGUGUCCGCAUCUUUUCCCGCCAUCUCGAGGACAUGACGACGAAGUAUCCAGAUGUCGUCCACAUGAUCCAGAUUAUGUGCGGUAGAACUACAGGUCCUACAUCCUUCAUCAUAGACUCUGAGAUCGUCGCGCUCGACCCCGAGACCGGGGCGUUGAAGACCUUCCAAGAGCUCUCCAACAGGGCACGUAAAGAUGUCCAGCUGGCGGACGUGCGCGUGGCCGUUGGCGUCUUCGCAUUCGACUUGAUGUUCCUCGACGGGCAGGAGCUCAUAGGCCUGCCGUUCAGAGAGCGACGCGACAAACUGUACUCGCGAUUCCCGGCCUUUGUUCCCGAGGAGAAGGCCAUCGCGCGAUUCUCGCACGUUGAUUGCUGCGAUAGUCAGCUCGGGCGAGAUGCUAUUGAGGGCUUCAUGGUGAAAGCGACGGAGAGCCGAUGCGAGGGGCUGAUGAUCAAGCUUCUCGACAGCUGCGAGUUGGAGGAGCGGGACGCAAAGAAGGCGAAGACGCGGCGCAAGCCGUUCCCAGCCACGUACGAGCCGGAUAAACGCACCGCGGCGUGGUUGAAGCUGAAGAAGGACUACAUCACGGGCUUAGGCGAUUCCUUCGACCUUGUUCCGGUGGGAGCGUGGCACGGGAACGGGCGCAAGGCCAAGUGGUGGUCGCCCAUCCUACUCGCCUUGAAAUCGGAGGACGGCGAGCUUGUGGCCGUCUGCAAGUGCAUGUCCGGCUUUACGGAUGUGUUCUACAAGGCAUUGAAUGACCGCUACCCGUUGACCGAACAAUCAGAGACAUGCUCAAAGCAGCCGCUCUGGGGCGGUGAUUUCGGUGGCUUCAGGCCCGAGGUCUACUUCAAGCCGCACGAAGUAUGGGAGGUUCGCGCUGCUGACAUAACCGUCUCUCCUGUCUCUGUAGCAGCCAAGGGCCUCGUCUCUGACUCGCGGGGCUUGAGCUUGCGUUUCCCGCGUUAUAUCAAGACGCGGGAAGACAAAGGCAUCGAAGAGGCGACAACUGCCAGUCAGGUGGCGCGCAUGUACCAGCAGCAACAGGCGCGCGGGAUAGACGGUGGAGGCAACGACGAGGGAGAUCUGCUGGAUGUUGAUGUUGAUGAGGACAUUGAGGAGCAUUCGGAUUCAGCCGGCGAAGAUGAUUCGACGUGAAUCUGGGAUCUGGUUCCUUCGCACGUGUACAGAUUAGAUCAGAUCUUGCUGUUAUCAGUCGAUAAGAUAACGCAGCUUGUUUCGAACGA